Molecule: messenger RNA, 1154 nt
Organism: Onthophagus taurus
Lineage: Eukaryota; Metazoa; Arthropoda; Insecta; Coleoptera; Scarabaeidae
Gene: Ttc19
Product: Tetratricopeptide repeat domain 19
Biological process (GO): mitochondrial respiratory chain complex III assembly
Cellular component (GO): mitochondrial inner membrane
Molecular function (GO): protein binding
Source: RefSeq, a predicted model, not a curated record
AUUACAUAACCCCUAAAAAAUGACAAAACAUUAUUUUUCGUCAUAAUUUAAAUUAACAAUGUUAAGAUUACGAAAUAUAUCGAAAAUACUCUUAAAAUUCCCAAAUUUAUUAUUUCGUACAAACCCAAAAUUAACCUAUUAUAAAAUUCUCGCUUUGAGGUUAAUCCAAUCAAAACCGCUAAAUUUAUAUCACACCUUUAAAAAAUAUAAUAUUUAUCACCCUAAAACGAGCAUCCUCAUUUCAAUUUCUAUCUUAGGAUGGCUCGGUUUUAAAGAUGAUGACGAAGAAAAAGAAAGUGAGUUAAUCCUAACAUUAAAAAGAGCGGUUCUUUGCACUCAACGAGAACAAUAUGACACUGCAGAGCAGCUCCUUCACAUUGCCCUAAAAAUUGCUCAAGAACAACAAAACAAUCAAGGGAUAAUUUAUUGUUAUGAUUUAAUGGCUAAUUUAGCGUUUACACAACAACAACUCAAUAAAUCAGAAAGAUUGUUUAUCGAUGUUAUGAGAAUGUUAUUUACUAAUGGAAUUGCCGAAGAUGAUCUUAAAAUAAUUCAUAUAAGUUUAAAAUUAGCUAGAAUAGCUCAUUUAAGGGAAGAAAACGAAAGAGCUUGUUUGGGUUAUCAAUGGUGUUUAGAACAAAUGAAUAAAAAGAAAGAAAAUGAUGAAGAUACUCUUGGACUUCUAGGAGUUAUUCAUGAUUGGUACAGCCAAUUUUUAUUAGAUAGAGGAGAUGUUAAAGAAUCAUUAGUUCACUUAAAACAAGCGUAUAAAAUUUGUUGUGAUAUUAAAGGAAAGGAUGACCCUCAAAGUAUGUUACUUUUGAAUGAUUUGGGUACUACCGGAUGGAAAGCUGGUGAUUUAGAGUAUGCAGAGCUGUGUUUAAGUGAAGCUAUUAGUAUUGGAAGGAAUUUGGAGGACCAAAGUCAUUUGGGGGUGCUUAUAGCUAAUUUGGGGGUUUUAUACAUACACAAGGGAUUUAAAGAAAUGGGCAAAAAAUAUUGUAAGGAAGCUUGGCAAUUAGGGAAACAACAUGAUAAUCAGGAAAGUAUGGAGCAAGCUAAUUAUUGCUUUCUUCAGUUAAAAAGUUAAAAUUGAUAGGGUAAGAAAGGAAAUUAUUUAUUUUAAAUAUUCUAUGAAACGUCGAACUGAGUUG